This is a messenger RNA of Bactrocera latifrons, 3595 nucleotides long. RefSeq names its product tachykinin-like peptides receptor 99D. The record is from RefSeq and is a predicted model, not a curated record. The transcript is spliced from 7 exons. NCBI's taxonomy places the organism in Eukaryota, Metazoa, Arthropoda, Insecta, Diptera, Tephritidae. Gene Ontology annotation, cellular component: plasma membrane. Gene Ontology annotation, biological process: neuropeptide signaling pathway. Bases 420 to 2900 code for a protein of 826 amino acids. Gene Ontology annotation, molecular function: neuromedin U receptor activity.
AUCGGAAAAUAUUCUGUUUGUGACAAGUACGGUUGUAUUAUAAAAAGAAGAAGCAGAGAACUUGUACUUGAAAACCUCGGUUGGACGUUACUCAUUCGACGCGUCGUACGACAAUUUCAAAUCGACCGCGUUACGCGCUGGUGCUUAGUUGCGGAUUGGGCGUUAAAUUUUAAUUGAAUUUUAAUUUGCGAUCUUUUAUGAGUUUUUCGCGUUAAUUGAGUACAAUGAUGAAGUGGCCAACCGAAUGCUGCUUUUGUGGAAUUAUCUAAAUUUGCCUUAACGCAAUAUUUACGGCUCGAUUAUUGUGCUUGCGCUUAAAACAAAAGUGCUGAAAAUUUAAAUUUGAAACAGCCAACAUCACGGCACUUACUACAUGAAUACAUGAAAAUGAAUUUUACACCACCUAAGCACUAAACAAGAUGUUGUCCCACGCACUUUGGCGGCCGCAACCGGCAACGGUUGCCAUUGCUGGGAGCACUUUUGCCACCGCUUCAACAUCCGACGAAAUGUUGCUGCUCGAUAACGAUAUCAUCGUAAGUCAAGCGUACUACUCCAAUUCGCCGCUCUUUGCCUUUGACUCAUCCUCGUUGGGCGACCUGCAGCAGCUGCUGCAGAGCGAGGCAUUCAAGCAGAAUAUGUCACUGACAUUGAAUAUCUCAACGGAGAACCUGACUGAUCUGCUAAAUACUGCACAGCUCAAUCAGACCAGGGAGUUGCCGCAACAGCAGCUCCCUAUGUCUGCGUUGAUUACGCUCACCGUGUUCUAUGCCAUCAUUUUCGUUGCUGGUGUGCUGGGUAAUCUCAUCACAUGCAUUGUUAUAUCGCGGAAUAAAUUUAUGCACACCGCGACCAAUUUCUAUCUCUUCAACCUGGCGGUGUCGGAUUUGAUGUUGCUACUGUCUGGGGCACCUCAAGACGUUUACAGUUAUUGGUACCCGAAUGCCUUCCCAUUUGGCGAUGCAAUUUGCAUACUUGGUAGUGUUUUAGCGGAGACAGCCACCAAUGCGACCGUGCUAACAAUAACGGCAUUUACCGUUGAGCGCUACAUAGCGAUAUGUCAUCCCUUUCGACAGCACACCAUGUCGAAGCUCUCGCGCGCCAUCAAGUUCAUCUUCGCCAUUUGGGUGGCGGCGCUGCUGCUCGCCCUGCCGCAAGCGAUGCAAUUCUCCGUCGUCUCUGAGCAAGGCGGCACCUCGUGCACGAUUGGCAAUCAUUUUGUCGAGCAUGUUUUCGCCGUUUCGGGGUUUAUCUUCUUUGGCGGUCCCAUGACGGCGAUUUGUGUUCUCUACGUACUGAUUGGCAUAAAAUUGAAGCGAAGUCGCUUGCUACAGGCAGUGCCGAGACGUAGUCUGGAUGUGCAUCGUGGAAUCAGCGCACAAAGUCGUGUGAUCAGAAUGUUGAUUGCCGUCGCCGUGGCCUUCUUCCUUUGCUGGGCGCCCUUCCACGCACAACGCUUGAUGGCUGUGUAUGGCAGCAGCGCGAACAUUGAUUCGCAACUGUUCAAAGAUGUCUUCGAAGCUGUCGACCUCACAUCCGGUGUGCUGUAUUACCUAUCGACCUGCAUCAAUCCGUUGCUGUACAACAUCAUGAGUCACAAAUUUCGUGAUGCUUUCAAGGUAACUUUAGCUCGUCAAUUUGGAUUUCCCGGCCGCUCUCAGAGUCAAAGCCACAACUACAGCGCCCUGCUGCGACAGAAUGGCUCCAUGCGUCUACAUACAACGGUGAAUAACAAUGCUCUCGAUCAGUACCACUCUUACCGAGUUAUGCAAUUACAUUGUCGUGACCAAAGACAUCAUCUCUCUCUGCAGGACAGCAUCCGAACAACAACAACGACGACAACAAUCAACAGCAGCGGCGGAAUGGGUGGCAACAGCGUUAGUCGUCAUUCAUCGCAUCGUUCACGUUAUACCUCCCUUGGGUCGCAGUCCCCGCUAACAACAACACUCACCAAACGCGAUGAAAUCGUCGCAAAUCAAAUAAAUGGCAUUACUGCAACAACCGCAGCCAAGCAACAACAACAACAGAAGCAACAUCAUCACAUGCUACAAACUCAACUAUCGCAACGCUCCAAUGGCACCGAUAGCAAUAUUCUGCUCGACAUGGAGUUGGGCACAGCGCAUAACUUUUGUCACGGUCAUCCGCAGUCUUCAGCCAUAAAUUGCAAUCGAAGUGACAAUUUGCGACGCUCCGUCAUUAGCAAUAGUAUGGUGCAUGCAGCGCGUAAUGCGCGUCCACUCGGCGAUGAUCGCAUGUCGAUUAACUCGCAAGAGUGGGAUAGUGGCGCCAGUCAAUAUGAACUGGGCGACACACUGUGUAUGGGUGAACUUGAGUCCGAACUGGCCAGGCCCGAUACACCGAAUAGUCUGACAAUGGCGCGAAUGGCUGGUGCUCAAUUAGCGCCCACCAUACAGCCGGUGAACUCCAUAGCGGAAUUGGACGUGCAUGGACCGGCACGUACGCGUCUCAAACUUUCGCGAAUAAUCAGUCGACGUGACCAAGACACAUUGUUGGCCAAGUCGAUGCCGCGCGCCGAACUAAUGCGCAGCUCCACUAAUAUGCCUAAUGUGCCUGGCUCACCGUUUACGACCUACGAAAAUGAUAAGAAAAAGCAGGCGCGUAACACAAAUGGCGGACGUCCCCAUAAAACUUUUGACACACUCACCGGCAUUUUUCACUGGCCUGCUCGUAAAAAGCAGCUGAAUGGACGACAUGUUGGUGGUGUGCCGGCUGCCGUUGGCAGUGGUGGGUCGCGACAGAACAGCAUCUCCGCAACUCACACGCACACAAGCUCAACCGGUACACCUACACCGCGUAUGGCACUUAUGCGCAGCAUAUCCUCCGCGUCAUCGGCAAUGCUGGAGUCAACGCUUAAUGUCGAAAUGAUUGGCCAGAAGUUGUGAACGGCAUAGCCUGCCAGCACCUGCACCCACGCACGCUCGUAGCGGCAUUACGCUGCAGCGCUUUAUUCAACACGCGAAAGUUCAGUGAACAUGGCACUUGUCCGGUCACCGAGACCAGAUGGCGACAUGCAGUCAUCCAAGUCCACAUAUACAUGUAUAUAUAGUUGUCUCUUUACUCUCUUCUCACAUAUCCAAAUGCAACGCUUCAACCUCAAACUCACACCAAAUGUCACGUACACGGUUCACAACGAUAUACACGAACUGCCCCGUCUACAUUUCGUCCUCAUCUGCACAGUCGCGUAAAGAAAAAGUGCGAGUUGCCUAAAUCAUCUCAGCAAUCUGUCGCAUCAGCGUGUUAGGCCACUUAUCUCCGCAAUUUGUUGUCACAUCUAACCGAUCCAUUAACGACUCGAAACACAUAUAUUUCCCAAUGUAUGUACAUAUGUAUAGUAUACGUCUUGCCAUUGUAGAUUGUUAGUGUCUUGUCGCGUCGCUGCCAUGCGUCGCAUUUGCUUAAAUACAGCAGUAAAAUAAAUUGUAAGAAAUCCCUAGUCAGACAGUCGUAUCGCUACAAAUGCCAUAACAUUAACUAAAAGCACACCCAAACCCCGCUCUAAGUGCGAUAUAUGUAAAUGACAAUCCUGAGCAACAGAGAAGAACGAAAGUGAAAGACAUUUGACAUUCUCACAAAAUAA